CGCGAGGCCGAGCCGACGGGCGGAAGCGGCGUGGGUGCCAGGCGCCGCCAUGCCCGGGGACCACCGUCGCAUCCGCGGGCCCGAAGAGUCGCAGCCGCCGCAGCUCUACGCAGCCGACGAGGACGAGGCGCCCGCCGCCCGCGACCCGACGCGGCUGCGGCCCGUGUACGCGCGCGCCGGGCUGCUGAGCCAGGCCAAGGGCUCGGCCUACUUGGAGGCGGGGGCCACCAAGGUGCUGUGCGCCGUGUCUGGUCCGCGCCAGCUCGAGGUGUCGGCGCUGCUGCUGGAGGACGGCGGCUCGGCCCUGGCCGCCGCGCUCACGGCCGCCGCGCUCGCCCUGGCCGACGCGGGCGUGGAGAUGUACGAUCUGGUGGUGGGCUGCGGCCUGAGCCGCGCGCCGGGGCCCGCGCCCACCUGGCUGCUGGACCCCACGCGGCUCGAGGAGGAGCGCGCCGCCGCCGGCCUCACGGUGGCGCUCAUGCCCGUGCUCAACCAGGUGGCCGGGCUCCUGGGCAGCGGGGAGGGCGGCCCGACCGAGAGCUGGGCCGAGGCCGUGCGCCUGGGCCUCGAGGGCUGCCAGCGCCUCUACCCCGUCUUGCAGCAGUGCUUGGUGCGGGCCGCCCGCCGGAGGGACGCUUCCACGGCACCGUCGUGAACCAGAAGCCUAAGCAACGACGGACGCCGUGGACUGAGCUGCCGCCGUCCCCGAAAGGACCUGCGCCGUCGGCUUCCAGACUGCGCCGAGCUGAGAACUCGGAGCACGGGAGAGGAUCUGGGGAGGUGCGCACAAAACUGAUGCUCUGGACAGCUGUGUUGGAACGAUUUUUUACAAGCUGUUCCGUUAAAGACACUUUCUACUUGAGCUGGCUCCCAUCUACGACCCAGU
This is a messenger RNA of Ceratotherium simum simum (southern white rhinoceros), 886 nucleotides long. NCBI's taxonomy places the organism in Eukaryota, Metazoa, Chordata, Mammalia, Perissodactyla, Rhinocerotidae. The record is from RefSeq and is a predicted model, not a curated record.